AUGGUUACCAGGUCACAAACGAACUCUCUCAAACCUAGACUUUUUCACACAUCUCUUUCUGAUCCAUCCACCGUUGAACCACGCCUCUUUUCUCAAGCUAUUAAAAUCCCGUGUUGGCAACAAGCUAUGCAAACCGAAUAUGAUGCUCUUAUGAGGAAUAACACGUGGUCUAUUGUUUCUUGUCCUACUAAUGAAAAUGUAAUUGGUUGUAAGUGGAUUUACAGGAUAAAACGAAGAUCUGAUGGUACUAUUGAACGACACAAAGCGCGUUUGGUAGCUCAAGGUUUCACUCAAGAAGCAAGUGUGGAUUACUUUGAAACCUUCAGCCCUGUCAUUAAACCAACAACCAUUCGUUUGGUUCUCUCCAUUGCCAUUUCUCGUGGGUGGUCUAUUCGACAGCUAGAUAUCAACAAUGCUUUCUUAAAUGGAGAUCUAAACGAGGUUGUUUACAUGAAACAACCAUGA
Molecule: messenger RNA, 465 nt
Organism: Lactuca sativa (garden lettuce)
Lineage: Eukaryota; Viridiplantae; Streptophyta; Magnoliopsida; Asterales; Asteraceae
Source: RefSeq, a predicted model, not a curated record